Messenger RNA from Myripristis murdjan (pinecone soldierfish), 7842 nucleotides. Its product is annotated as myosin IXb. The transcript has 40 exons. Gene Ontology annotation, molecular function: GTPase activator activity; ATP hydrolysis activity; microfilament motor activity. Gene Ontology annotation, cellular component: lamellipodium; actin filament; ruffle. The record is from RefSeq and is a predicted model, not a curated record. NCBI's taxonomy places the organism in Eukaryota, Metazoa, Chordata, Actinopteri, Holocentriformes, Holocentridae. Gene Ontology annotation, biological process: lamellipodium morphogenesis; intracellular signal transduction; actin filament-based movement. Bases 584 to 6355 code for a protein of 1923 amino acids.
UGUAUGCUUUGCAGGCGACUCUUUGGCACUUUAUCAUCUCUCUCUCUCGCGCGCGCUCUCUCUCUCUCGGUAAUGUGAGUGUCACCCUCUCUAAGCGCCGUUUUUUUAAGUGUGUCGGUGUUAGCUUGGCAGUUUUAUCUCCUCUGGCAAAGGGUGAAGUUCCUCAGGUCAGUGAAGGGAAACCUUUAUUUCUUCCACCCCGUCGACGAGUGCGUGUGUGGUGAAAUCUAGGAAGUAACUAUCCGAUCAGGACGGCGAGGAUAUCGCAGUAAAGCAUUUCCAAAACUGUGAUUUAUAAAGCAAUAACGCUGCCGAACCGCUGGAAAAUUACCUUUAGCAUAAUUCAAAACCGGGACGUAGUACUUUCUUUCGCUCACCUUGUUGGAAGUGCAGGUGGAAAACUUUUCCCCCCGUAUUAAAGUUGCAUAAUUGGAGUAACCUACCGGAGCGCAGAAGUCUUCCUCGUCGCUGUCAGCGAUGUUUUCAUUUUUAGAAAUGAAAUGACUGCUUCUUCUUGGAAGUGGAUGCUGGUAGAGAGUUGUUGAGCAGUCAGGUAUGCUGAAGCCUGCCCGUGUGUGUCAGGAUGAGCACUUUGGAGGGAGCUGCUGCGUCGGAUCAUUUUUUGCAGAUCUACCCCAGGCUGUCCCAGGACACAGCUCCUCACUGUACCCUGCAGGUCAGUGCCGAGGACACAGCAGCUACAGUCAUCCAGAACGCUGUGGCCACUCUGGGCCUGGAUGCAAGCCAGGUGUACAGUCUACUGGAGCUCAGGGAGAGCAGAGGGGAGGAGAGGAUGCUGGAGGCUGGGGAACGCCCUGCAGAGCAUGUUCUACUAUGGCCCCCAGAGGCCCAGAAGGAGCACCCUCAGAGCCAGGGCUACUACUUCAUCCUGCAGCAGCAGGCCCAAGGUGGAGAGCCCAGCGGACAGGACUAUGACGACCUCUGCAACCUCCCCACUUUGACUGAGGCCGAGAUCCUGGAGGCCUUGCGCCAUCGCUUCUACAAACACAAAAUCUACACCUAUGCCAGUGGCAUCCUCAUCGCUGUCAACCCCAAUAAGUUCUUGCCUGUUUACUACAAUCCCAAGUAUGUCAAGAUGUAUGAGAACCAGCCACUGGGCAAACUGAGUCCUCAUAUAUUUGCAGUGGCAGACGUGGCCUACCGUGCCAUGCUGAACAAGCAGGUGAACCAGUGUAUUGUGAUAUCAGGGGAGAGUGGCUCGGGGAAGACUGAGAGCUCCAGCUAUCUCAUCCACUGCCUGGCUGCUCUCAGCCAGAAGAGAUACACCAGUGGGGUGGAACGGACUAUUCUGGGGGCCGGCCCCGUGCUGGAGGCCUUUGGCAACGCAAGGACUGCAGGGAACAACAACUCCAGUCGCUUCGGGAAGUUCAUCCAACUCAACUAUCUGGAGAGUGGUGUCAUCAGAGGGGCAGUUGUUGAAAAAUAUCUGCUUGAAAAGAGUCGCCUGGUGUCCAGAGAUAGCAGUGAGAGGAACUACCACGUGUUCUACUACCUGCUGGUGGGAGCGUCCAAAGAGGAGCAGAAAGAGUUUUUGCUGUUACCACCACAAGAUUACUUCUACCUCAAGCAGGAGAACUUCCAUUUAGAAGAUGAGGAAAAACUUAGGCAUGAGUACAAGAGACUCCAUCAAGCUAUGGAGAUGGUCGGCUUCUUGGCCUCCACCAAAACAGAGAUAUUCUCCAUCCUUUCUGCCAUCCUGUACCUGGGUAACGUGACGUUCACGCCAUCAGAGGAUGCUCAGGUCCUGGAGGUUGGACCUGCUGAAGUCUUGUCCACGCUCUCUAACCUGCUCAAGGUCAAUAAGGAGCUAGUGGUGGAAACUUUGACCCAGAGGAGAGCAGUGUUUGACGAUGACAUAGUAAUGUCAUCAUACACACUAAAUGAGGCCACCACAGUGCGGGACUCUAUGGCAAAGUCUUUAUACGCUGCUCUGUUUGACUGGAUUGUCCUGCACAUCAACCAUGCUCUGCUCAAUAAACGGGACAUGGAGGAGUCGAUCUCUUGUUUGUCCAUUGGCAUCCUGGAUAUGUUCGGAUUCGAGAACCUCCAGACAAACAGCUUUGAGCAGCUUUGCAUCAACUAUGCCAAUGAGAAACUACGGUAUUACACGAACCAGCAUAUCUUCAAGCUUGAGCAAGAAGAGUACAUGGCAGAGGGUAUCACAUGGCAAACCAUUGACUACACUGACAACUUGGGAUGCAUACAGCUGAUCAGCAAGCAACCAACAGGACUCUUUCACCUGCUGGAUGAGGAGAGCAACCUCUGUGAGGCCACGGAUGGGACUCUAUUGGACAAGAUGAAGCUCCAACAUCAGGAUAACCCAUUCUUUGUACUGACUACAGCCACAGAACCAGCCUUUAUCAUCCAGCACUUUGCUGGGAGGGUCGCAUAUCAGAUCAAGGACUUUCGAGAGAAGAACACAGACAACAUGCAGCCUGAAGUGUUAUCACUGCUACGGAGCAGCAAGUGGGCCUUCGUUCAUCAUCUGGUUGGGUCCAGUCCAGUAGCAGUGUUUCGAUGGGGUGUCCUUCGAGCCACCAUCCGCAUCCUUGCAGUCUUGAAGGAGUUGGGGCGUCAGCGGGCAGCAUCAAAGGCUGCCAAACGAAAGUCCUUCAGAAACAUGAAGAGGUCCAGCACUGCAAUGGACAGGCUGUCCAGCAACAGCCUGACACUGGAUUUCUCCUUUGAUCGCUCUGACGAGCAUCCUGUUGAUGUUUUUGAGGACAUUUUUGCCAACUAUGAAAAGAGAAAGAAAAAUAGAGGCAACCGACAGAAGCAGCUCAUUCCAAAGAAUCUCAUGAAUGUACGCUCCCUUGCACAUAUUGUGGCUCUCACCUCGCACGACCAAACCAGGAAAUCCCUCCUCUGUCUUCACCAGAGGAAGAAGUUACCGAGUAUUAGCUCUCAGUUUCAGGCAUCACUCAGUAACCUGCUGGAGACUAUUGAAAAAGCUGAACCUUUCUUUAUUUGCUGUAUUCGCUCCAAUGCUGAAAAGAAGGAGCUGCACUUUGAUGAUGAAUUGGUGCUACAGCAAAUCAAGUGCACAAGCAUGCUGGAAGUGGUACACAUCAAGAAGUCUGCCUACAGUGCCAAAUUCACAUUUAAGGAAUUUGUGGAGAAGUUCAGAAUGUUGCUUCCAAAAGGGGCUGCGGCAACACCAGAGGACAUAACUAAACUGUUUGAGAGGAUGGACCUGGAUCAGACCACCUACCAAAUAGGGAAAACCAAGGUGUUCCUCAAAGAAAAGGAGAGGCAGCUGCUCCAAGACACCCUUAACAAGGAAGUGAUGCAUCACAUCAUUGUCCUGCAGCGGUGGUUCCGUCUCUGUCUAAUUAGGAUGCACUUCCUGCAAAAGAAAGAUGCUGCCAUGCUCAUACAGAGGUAUUGGCGUACUUUUUAUCAUAACAACCAAAGCCGAGCUGCCACAGUGAUUCAGACAGCAUGGCGGACUUCGCAGAAGAGGGCGCAGUACCAGUGUCAUCAGGAGGAUAACAAGGAGAUGCCCAAAAAACAUCCAGGACGGCAGAGAGAGCUGAAGAGGCAGCAGGGCGUGGAGCUCAGUCCCAGCAGGAGCCAGCAGCAGGAUCCAGUCAACAGCCAGAACAGAGAUAGCCAGCCUGCACAGAGUGUGAAACGGGAGGGCAGGGGAUCCCCCCCUCCUCUCAACAGACCCCUUUCUCUGCCCCUGGACCCUAAAGUUGGCAGAGAUGAAGGCUCCAGCAGCCCCUCACAGGGCAGCUGCCUACAGCGUUACAUCAAGACAGAGGACAUCAGGGAGAAGGCUGAGAGGUGGAGGGAAAGAAGGAGCGAGGGAGAGCCGACAGACGACUCAAGUCCAGAAACCCGGUACCCAAGGGUUAAGCGGUCAGAAAGGUUCCAGAACAAAGGGAAGUCCAUGUCUGCUGAUGAGCUAUCGAAGCUCAGCUCUUCAGGCUCUGAUAGUUCUCCAUCAACAAAUGAGGUAAGGGUGCGCCUCCGCAAGCAGCCCAAACGCAAGCGGCGCUUAGCCUACGCCCGCAGUGGUUUGAUGUUAAACUUUGGGGGCUCCAAGGAGAGUGAGUUCUGGAGUUUUCCCUUGCCUCCCAUCAGCCCCCAGGGGCCCAGAAUGAAGUACUCGGCCAGUAGUGUGGACGUCCGGGCCCACAUAUCCCAGGUCAAGACACAGGCAGAACCUGAUGGCUCGAGGUUCAGCCUUCCUGCCAAAAGCACCAAUGAGGGCUCAGGACCCCGGGGGUCUAACCAAUCACAACCCACAACCCCUGAGAGGCUGUGGUUUCUCAGUAGAAUUCUUAAGAAGCGGACACCUAGAGAUUCGCAGAUAAUUGAUUCUCCAUCAGACAAAGAAGUCACCUUGUCCAACUACUCCCCACAACCCUACCGCAUGCCAGAUCAGGGUAGUGAGAGGACCCGUCGUAACCCUACCAUUCGAAUCAGCCGGGCCACACGGGCCGAACAGUGGAACGCCUCUCUAGACCGUGAGAUCACUGAUACCAAGGAGCUGCGAAACCUGGAUGAGUUCCUGGGUAAUCAGGUGAACGAGCUGCGCAACAGGAUAAAAGAGCUGUCAGCAACUGAGAGCAUCUUCCUUACAGCCACCAUGCAGUUCAGAGAGACAAUUAAAAGCAUGUACUCUGUCCCGAAACCCCAAAUUGGCUACAAAGAUCUGAUGAAGGGGUACCAUAACAAAGUCAACAGCCUGGCCGGGCCUAAGCAGAAAAUAGAAGUCAAGCUGGUGGUGAACCUUUUCCAGUCUGUGCUAGACGGCUUCAUCAGGGGACAGAUGAAACGAGUGGAAGCUGAACCGGUCAAGGCUACCAAAAAAAAGAAGAGGAGGAAAAAAGACAAAUGUCCACACAGCCCUCUGGACCAUCUGUUCAGCACGUACCAGGUGAACAUUAUGCAGUCAUGUGACUUGUGUGGCUCCUACAUCUGGGGAAUGGAGAAAGCCUAUAUGUGCAGUGGUGAGUUCACCAACACACCAUUACAAACUUGCGAUAGAUGCAAAUUUUUACAUCACAAUUAUAACAGGCUCUCUUUUCUUUUGUUCAUUUCAGCAUGCAAGUUAAUAUGUCACAAGAAAUGCCUUACUAAAGUCAUCACAGAUUGCUCAACACGGUGUGCAAGAAAGGAUGACAGCAUACCCGGCUCCCUCCACUUCGGGGUGCAGGUGUGUGUCCUCACAAGCAAAGCCAACCCGGUGCCCAAGGUGGUGGAGAUGCUGCUUAUGCAUGUAGAGCUGAAUGGCCUCUACACAGAGGGCAUCUAUCGCAAGUCUGGCUCGGCCUGUCGUUCUAGGGAGCUGCACCAGAUACUAGAGACAUAUCCUGAGACAGCGUGUCUAGAUAACUACCCUAUCCACACAAUCACGGGCCUGGUGAAACGUUGGCUUAGAGAGCUGCCCGACCCCCUCAUGACCUUCAGCCUCUACAAUGACUUCCUGCACGCUGUGGAGUUGCCAGAGAAAUGUGAGCGAAUAAGGGCUGUAUACCAAAAGGUUGAUGAACUUCCCUCUGCUAACUACAACACUUUGGAACGGCUCAUCUUCCAUCUUGUCAAAGUUGCCAGGGAGGAAGAUCACAAUAGGAUGUCAUCCAACUCCCUUGCUAUUGUGUUUGCCCCUUGCAUCUUGCGCUCUCCUGAUGCUGAUGACCCCUUCCUUGGUAUGAAGGAUGUGUCAAAGACAACACUAUGUGUGGAGAUCCUGAUCAAUGAGCAGUUAAGACGCUACACAGAGAAGAUGCAGAAUAUCCAGGAGCUGGAAUACGCAGAGGCCCUAGCUGUCAAUCAGCUCAGAUUGAAGAGGCAAAACACGGUGAUUGAGAAACCCUCAGAGCUGGAUGUUCCUGACCAAACAGAAUCUGACAAUGAAACAGAGAAGACCCUCAUUGAGAGGAUCAAGUCCAUCAAGCAGGAGAAGGAGGACUUGGCAUACACAUUGCCUAACCUAGAGCAGGAGAACUCAGAUAAUGACAACCUGGAUUCUGAGUCGUCCAUGAGCUCAGAGAGUCUUCUAGAAGAACGCUUAGGAAGCUUGGACUCGGAAGGGAAGAUGACCACGCAGUUGAAAAGUCACAAGCCCAACUGUCCACCUAAACCCCCUGACUUGGCCCAGAGAGUCAGAAGUUUGAUGGGUCUCACAGAACAGCACAGCGAGUGGACUCUAGCUGAGAGCCAGUCAGGUCAUCGGACAGAAGUCACCCAAUCCGUGUGCUCCAUCCCUGGACAAGACGACCCCUCAAACUCCUCCUUAGCCAGCAACCCCCAGUUCACCACUAAGAGCUUCAAUGGGAGCUUUGAUGACCUGGACAUCCCUUUUAUAGAUGAGGACAUAUAACUUGCACAUCAAACAUGCAGAACAGUACUUUGGAAUAAUAUUCAGUAUGCAUUGUAAGAAUUCGAGUUAUGUCAAGUAAUUAGGUUAAUUAGUGGAGUUGCAAUCUCUGAACCCAUUGGCUUAUGUCUGACAAUGUUUUAGCCCCUGGGGGCAAUGGCCAAUUUUGGGGGGUUCUGGCACAAAAAAUUUGGCCAGUGCAUUCCACCUCUAUUCCUUCCCACACAGGCGGUUAACCUGUAUUAAACCAACAUUAUAACCUGAAAGCACCCGGACAACAAACACUAACCAGAACGCUACCAAUACCAAAAACUUGUCCCUUGCCUACAGAUUCAAUAUAUAUGUAGAUAUACAUACACACACACACACACACACACACACACACACACACACAUAUAUACACGCACACACACACACAUAUAUACACACACACACACACACACACAUAGAAUCUGUUUUCUAGAGACUAGUGGAGUUUAUCAUGACAACAAAGACUGUGCACUUUUUUUCUAAUACCCCAUUAUGGUAAAGCUGCUGUGUGUCAAGAUUCUAUAUGUAUUUAAUGGGAGAUCGUACAGACUAUAGUGUGUAUGAUCUCCCAUUAAAUACAUACAGAAUUUAUGUUAGAAUAUGUUUAAUGUGUCGGGAUGACAAACCAACAGCUAUGAAUUCUCAGGCUUUUCAUAGCAAUAAAGUGUAUGUGAUUUUAAAUAUAUUCCAGAAUUGUACAUAUCUAAGAAAGGUAAGUAUUUUAGAAUAGUUUUGUGACAAACGGUGUCUCAUAUGUAGACACACUGGGACACUAUGAUGAGGAACAAGUCGUGAUUCAUUCAGUGACAUUAACUGUGCCUUAUUUUCAGAUCAUUAUUAAUGUACAUGUUUCAGUUUUCAUGACCACCAUUGGUACUAGUGGGUAGUAAUUUGUGGUUCUUUGUGGAAAAAUUAUGCCUUUUGUCUUUUGUAACCAUAUGAAAAAAUUGUAGAUUGUCACAGAUAAUGUCUCUCCAUUUGAUAACUGGUAAUAUGCGGAAUUGUAGUUUUGGCUGACAAAGGGCGACUUUUCUGUAGGAGAUGCAUCUCAGACUUUUCAUUUGUAUUUUUCCUCUGAUUUUUUUUUCUCCUGUAGAACAUAAUGCAAUGAUGGACAGUUGAUUCUGUGUAACUGCAAAGAAAAUGGUCUUCUUGCUGCCUUUUAUUGACUGACUGAAAAUGUUCCGCUUUGCCAAUCACCACAAGACUGUGUAGUUUGACCAAGUUAACUUUUUUUGACAUGUGCAUGUUUGUACAUUUAUAAUGGGGGGUUAAAAUUUCUGUAUAUUGUUUGAUCAGAAUUUCCCCUGUGUCAAACUGAAAUAAACCCAACAGUUAUGCAUUUUUCCCCUUGUAUUGAUAUGUAGCAAUUGGUUUUUACAUUUUACACACAGUCAUGAUAGGUCUACUGGAAGGACUAUAAUUGGCGUGUACAACUUGGAGAGCAACAAGUAUUAAUG